AUGAACACUGUCCUUUCACCUUCAGCGUCUCCUGCUUUGUCCAAAACCUAUGUUUCUUUUUCUCCCCUAUUUUCCAAUUUUGCUGUUUCAUCUUCUUCCAAAUCCUCGCACAUUGAACUUCCCCGCAAAAGGGGUUCUCAAAACACUGCACUGCGCUGCAACUGUAGCAUCUGGCCGGGUGGCCCUGCCUCUGAUGACAGUGAUAGCAGCAAUAGAAGUAUCCUGGAUGCAUUUUUCUUGGGAAAAGCUGUAGCUGAAGUUCUAAACGAGCGCAUUGAAUCUACAGUUGGUGAAAUUUUGAGCACUGUUGGAAGAUUGCAAGCCGAACAACAAAAGCAAGUGCAGGACUUUCAGGAAGAUGUGUUGGAAAGAGCCAAAAAAGCAAAGGAAAAGGCAGCUCGUGAAGCUGUGGAGGCACAAGGACUCAUUUCAAAGUCUGCAGUUGAGAUAAAAGUAACAGAUUCAGGCAAUUCCAAAACAUCAAAUUCCAUAAUAGAUCCAGUCACUUCUGUUGAGUCUAUUGAUGUGCCUCAAACAGAUACUGAAGCUGCCAAUGAGGAGAAACCUAGUACUAGUUCAACAAGAGCUGAAUGA
Sphenostylis stenocarpa is the source of this 594-nucleotide messenger RNA. NCBI's taxonomy places the organism in Eukaryota, Viridiplantae, Streptophyta, Magnoliopsida, Fabales, Fabaceae. The record is from the annotation of a GenBank genome assembly.